Trichomonas vaginalis G3 is the source of this 651-nucleotide messenger RNA. RefSeq lists its product as uncharacterized. The transcript has a single exon. The coding region runs from base 1 to 651 and encodes 216 amino acids. NCBI's taxonomy places the organism in Eukaryota, Parabasalia, Trichomonadida, Trichomonadidae. The record is from RefSeq and is a predicted model, not a curated record.
AUGAUUGGAGCAUUUUUGGAAGAUGUUGAUGUUUCCAAGUGGAGCAGCGAAUUCGAGAAUGAGAAUUCUUUUGUUAAAUGCGCUUUUAUUGACGCCAAAGAAAAACGCUGUUUCUUUGCUUUUAAAUGCUAUCCAACCCAAGAUUUAAUCAAAAAUUCUAAUCUAAGCGAAUUUCCAGAAAUUCUAGAAUUCAAAAAUAGAAUACAACUAGUUGAACCUCAGAAUCAGUGCAGUUUGUUAAUUUUAGAUCCUGAUUUAGUCUUAUCAAAAGAAGAAAAUAUAUUUACAAACGAAAAACUUGAAGAACAUGGGUUGUUCAAAGAAAUUUCACCCAAAUACGUUGCAUUUCAAACAUUAUUAUACAAUCCUUAUUUACUUAGGAACAAAUUUAAAUACAACUUCACCGUAGUUUGUAGAUAUAGUUCAACGGAAGCUAUUCUAUUUGGUGGAGAAUAUUUGAAUGAUUUUAGAAAUUCAACUGAAGUUUACAAAGAUGGAGAGGAAUCCUAUUUAGAUGUUGCCCUAUCUGACGAGAAAAAUAUUUCCUAUAAAAGAAAAUGUACUUAUGCUGUUAAAUUACCAAUAUUGAAAUAUAAAUUACUCCGCGGACUUGAUAUUACCUCAGGAAAACUCUCCAUUAGAAAGGUAUAA